CCUCUGCUCAGCGAGGCCGAGAUCCGUCUUGCGACGACGAUGAAGCGACCUCGCAUGACGUACUCUUUCGAAGUGGCUAGGAGACACCUGGAAGAGGCAGAUGUGCGAUUCAAGAGCAUGUUCUCCACAGUCGACAUGACUAGAUUCAAGCCUUUCUUGGCAGCCGCUCAAGAAGGCAAUCUUCCACGCAGAACAAUGACGACGUCCAUCAUCGGACAGCAAAUUUCGUGGAAAGCUGCCAAGGCUGUAAUUUGGCGUUUCUGCUCCAUCUUCCACCCUGAGCUCGGCCAAGCGCCUUCUGAUCGAGAGCAAUUCAAAUCCCAGCUCGUCUUUCCGGCUCCCCUGCAGGUCUUGUCAGAGGAUCCUCGCAAAUACAGAGGUGCUGGUCUAAGUGAAGCCAAAGCUCGAUCCGUCGUCGAUGUCGCAAGAAGAUUCGCUGAUGGACGUCUGAACGUUAGGAGAUUAUCCGCUGCUAGCACUGAAGGGUGCACCGAUGAACUCGUCGAAGCUAGAGGUGUGGGACCUUGGACCGCGCACAUGGUCCAGCUUUUCGCUCUUCGGGAACCAGACGUGCUGCCAGUUGGUGACCUUGCGGUGCAACGAGGCAUGGUGGAGUUCUUUCUCUCAGAUCGCAGAGGACCGAAAAUUGCAAGAAAAGAAGGAGGGAUCUACGAGCGGGACUCGCCGCCCCCCGACAUUUAUACUAGAGAAAUUCCCUUGCAUCCGGCCGGGAUCAGCCAUGAGUUCCUGCGCUCUCGGCGGAACUUAGAAUUCAAAAAGCGCAAAUACUUUUUGCCUGAGCAGAUGGAGCUCCUCACAGAGACUUGGCGACCUUACCGAAGUGUCGGCGUUUUGUUAAUGUGGUGA
Ceraceosorus guamensis is the source of this 867-nucleotide messenger RNA. RefSeq names its product DNA glycosylase. Lineage: Eukaryota; Fungi; Basidiomycota; Exobasidiomycetes; Ceraceosorales; Ceraceosoraceae. The annotation marks the transcript as partial. The record is from RefSeq and is a predicted model, not a curated record. Gene Ontology annotation, molecular function: DNA-7-methylguanine glycosylase activity; DNA-3-methyladenine glycosylase activity; alkylated DNA binding. The transcript has 4 exons. Gene Ontology annotation, biological process: base-excision repair, AP site formation; base-excision repair; DNA alkylation repair. Gene Ontology annotation, cellular component: nucleus; protein-DNA complex.